Molecule: messenger RNA, 496 nt
Organism: Rotaria sp. Silwood2
Lineage: Eukaryota; Metazoa; Rotifera; Eurotatoria; Philodinida; Philodinidae
Source: the annotation of a GenBank genome assembly
AGUUUUUGAAUUUUCAUCUUUCAAAUUAUCUUCUUCAACUCUUUUGGUAUUAAAUAUCAAGGUUCAAAGCUUUCAUAUCUGUCUUUAUCGUCUUAAUGGUCAUUUCAAUCAGCUUCAUACAUUCUAUAUUGAAUUGACUCCUAUACAUCGUCCAGACAAAGAAAUUGAAAAUCAAUGUUUUUCUUUAUCAUGUGUCUUGGAAACGACAUCUUACGAUGAAUUAAUUUUACCACUUUUUUAUCGAAUGUCAAAUUUAGAAAAACUUGACGUAUAUCUUUCCAUCUUUGUUCUUGAAAAAUUUAUUGAUGGAAACAAUUUGAAGAAAAAUAUUCUUAAUCGUAUGUCACAAUUAAAUCAAUUUUCAUUUCAUAUUCGUUCUUAUAUAACAAAUCAUUUUCCAGGUGGAUUAUAUCCAUAUGUUCGUGUAGUAUCAUUAUAUGAUGAAUAUCCUUUUGAACAUGAAUUUCUCAAUCAUUUUCAUUUAUGGAAAACUUAA